GACCUCUUAUUAGGGCAGAUCAGUCUGAAAACUGGAUCAUUUGUUUACAUUCCCCAUUUCUCCCUCAAAACGCCCGUCAGCUCCUGUCGAUAGAUAAACGGUCCCACAGAGGGUGUCCACGGCCCCCAUAAUCAUGCUGCUCUCUUCCCUGGCCCUCCUCUUCUUGCCUCUCAUUUCAGCCGCCGCCCCGCGCUCGUCCGAUUGUUUACUCUCCGGCACAGAGCGCGCCAUCAAUGAGAUAUUCGCGACGGGUGGAGAAGGGGCGACGGUCACAUUAUGCCCGGGGUCCGUACACAGGCUGAACGCGUCCGUCCAGUUUACUGCGCCCAGACAAACCAUCACGACUCUCGGGAAUCCGAAGGACAGAGAAAGAGCUAUGCUGCUAGUAGACGGGCCUGAUCUAGCAGUUGCUAUCCAUGCGGACUGCCAGAAGUGUUCCUUUGCGAUGAUACGUUCUAUCAUCAUUGACGGCAAUCGACCACAGCUGCUGAGAAUCCCCAAAGGCGAGGCCUUGGUGGAGGUUGGAAAUGCAGAGAGCCAGACAGUCAAGGACUGUAAGCUAUACGAGCCCAGGGGAUGGAGCACACUGCAUUUCAGAGAAGGGGAUUCGAAGCAGUGUCGAUUCGGACACAUUGUAGACAAUGAAAUCGUACGUCUCAUCUCUUCUAAAGAUUACUUCGAACGCUGAUUCUAUACAGGGACCAAGCGGUGAAGAGUGGGACGACGAUUACGAUGGUAUGGACGAGGUGAACCCUCCAUGGGGCAACCCUCGAGCCGAUGGGAUCAGUCUAGCCUGCAAGGACUCUAUUGUCGAGCGCAACGUGGUAUACGAUGCGACCGACGGUGCCAUUGUUAUCUUUGGCUCCGCCAAUUCUGUGGUGAAGAACAACCACAUCUACUCUCGCACGCGAGUCAUCCUGGGAGGAAUCAACCUUGUCGAUUACGAGCCUUGGGAAGGCGAUUACACUGGCGUCACCGUACACAACAACCACCUUCAUGCCUUGGGACGCUACUUCAAGGUUGGCAUUGUAGUUGGCCCUGCCUCAUGGUCGGACGAUACCGAGAGUGUGGUGAGGGGCGCGGCGGUGACGAACAACAGGUUCUAUGGGCAAUACUGGGGAUACGGACUGGUGGUAGCUUCCGCGAAAGACUUUGAGGUCAUGGGAAAUAAGGUGAUCAAUGGCGACGAGGGCGAAGCCAAGUUCAGUGGUGUCCCUGGGAGCAGAUGCCCCAAGGCUCCUGAGAAUGGAAAGCCGACUGCCUUCCUGAUCAACAGGGGUAGCGCCAAGGGAACUUUCCAGGACGAUUUCGUUAACGGGGAAGUGCAACACAUCAUCUGUCUGAAUCCCGAUGAAAAGUACAAGCCUUGGAGGUUCCGAGAUUCGCCUGAGGCUCUGGCUGCCAACAUUGCCAACAACCCUCUCGCUAACGCCGCCAUCGACUCCCGUAUAGCAGAAGCCCUUGUUAGCUAUCAAAUGUCUCUCCUUUCGUCCAUGUCUGGCAUCAAUCAGAAGAUCGAACGCCUCACCACCCCCAUUGACCCUCUCGACGCCCAACCCGUCCAUGAGCACGAACGUGCGGCCCUUGCGGCGGAAGUUGAGAAACAGAGGAGGGAGAAAGAGAAGAGUAGCGGCAACAAGGACGUGGACGAGCUGAUCAGGAAGCUUGAGGAGCUGGAGAAGGGAGGGAGGAAGAUGAAGAAGACAUUGGAUGGCGUCAAGGUCGAUUUUGAGGGGCUGGCAGGAAGGUUGAGAAAGAACGCCGACGAACACAAACCCAUAAUCGAGCAGAUCUUCCUCCACGCGCAAACACUGCUUCUAGGCUCAACACCCUUGUCAACAUCACAACAAAAGCUGUUUCGUAAUGGACGUGGUAUGAGUAUGGGUAUCCCGGGCGAGGGAUACACUCCUCUCGGCGUGUUGGGGGGUUUGCUGGGCGCUGGUGCUAUCGGUCUCGCCGCCCGAGGGCUGAUAAAACGAUGGAGAAGUGAAAAUAAGGGUAACAAACUUUAUUGAUUUAUAGAAUGUCAUGUGAUGCGAAAACAGGACUCAAUUAGAGCAUGCUAGA
Cryptococcus amylolentus CBS 6039 is the source of this 2067-nucleotide messenger RNA. RefSeq lists its product as hypothetical. Bases 642 to 2015 code for a protein of 457 amino acids. NCBI's taxonomy places the organism in Eukaryota, Fungi, Basidiomycota, Tremellomycetes, Tremellales, Cryptococcaceae. The record is from RefSeq and is a predicted model, not a curated record. The transcript is spliced from 6 exons.